Oncorhynchus masou masou (cherry salmon) is the source of this 5348-nucleotide messenger RNA. Its product is annotated as NEDD4-binding protein 3-A-like. Gene Ontology annotation, cellular component: cytoplasmic vesicle. The record is from RefSeq and is a predicted model, not a curated record. The transcript is spliced from 10 exons. Bases 366 to 2396 code for a protein of 676 amino acids. NCBI's taxonomy places the organism in Eukaryota, Metazoa, Chordata, Actinopteri, Salmoniformes, Salmonidae.
GAGAGAGACAGUGAGAAGAGAGAGAGAGGCUGUGUGUGUGUGUUUACGGGAGAGAGAGACAGUGAGAAGAGAGAGAGAGAGGCUGUGUGUGUGUUUACGGGAGAGAGACAGUGAGAAGAGAGAGAGGGGCUGUGUGUGUGUGUUUACGGGAGAGAGAGACCGUGAGAAGAGAGAGAGAGGCUGUGUGUGUGUGUUUACGGGAGAGAGACAGUGAGAAGAGAGAGAGAGGCUGUGUGUGUGUGUUUACGGGAGAGAGAGACCGUGAGAAGAGAGAGAGAGGCUGUGUGUGGGACCAGGAGGACAGAACUGAAGUCACAGCUGAAUUCACUGACAGUUCCCCGCGGGGCCACCCUGUCCUGUAACCAAUGGCAACGUCGGUCCAAACCCUUCCUCUGACCCGCAACCCCAGCAAGACAUUCCGUGAUCCCAUCUCGACCCCUACCCGGUCCACAGCCCUAUUGGACCGGUUCAGUAUGGGUAGUGUAGGCAGCCUAGUGGAGCGCCCAGACGCGUCCCCAGCUAAAGGCAGCCGGGCCGUGCCCCAGGUGGGACCCAGGCAGACCAACAGGAUAUUAAAGAAAGGCUUCAACCAGAGAGAGUUGCUCAACUACCUCAACAUCACCAGGAAAGAGGCCAAAGCGGGUAGUGGCCCAGGCAGCAGUAGGAAGGACAUCUUCUCCAGCAUGCAGUCCAUGAAGAGAGAGCAUGGACAUGAGGAGGAACACAUCAAGAUCUACCACAAAGACAGAACUGAGGUGGACGUGUCAAAGAACUCACUGCCCAUGAGAGGGAAAUAUGACAAGUCUCUUCUCAGGCCGUCUGCCUUCAAGCCUGUCACACCCAAGAACUUCAGUUCCAUGCAGAACCUCUACCCUGCUAAGAUGGAGGACUCAGACCAGGGCCUGUCCAAUGGGCUCCACCGGGCCUACGCACACACACCUAGAGCUGUCUCCACCUCCUCUUCCUCCUCCUCACCCUCCCGCCAUGGAGGACCCACCUCCAGCGGAACCAAGGCGGUGGCCUCAGUGCGUGGUCUGAGUCAGGAGGAUGAGAACCUGUCAGACUCUGGUCAUAACUCCAUGAACAGUCUUCCUCCAUACAGACCUCCCUUCAGACCACAGCUGGCUCACAUCAGUGCCUCCAUGAGCCACAUCAACACCAUUGGCUCUCUGGACCGAGCAUCAAAGGUUGCGGGGUCGUCGGGGGUUGCUAUGACGGAGAUGGCCAUGUCGUGUCGUAGCAUGGCAACGCUCAGCCGCCUGGCGCCAUACGGAGGGGAGGCUCCGCCCCCUUACGAACUGUCGUUCUCCGUAGAGGAGGUGGUGCGUGAUCUGGAGGAGAGGCUGGUGGAGAAGGAACACGAGCUGAAACAGAUGAGGAGGAACCUGGAUGAGAGUGAAGGAGCCAUUGCACAGGUGUUUGAAGGUAAACAGCGUCUGUGGGAGAAGGAGUUGGAGGAGUUGAAGCAUCUGUACGCCGCCAAGCUGCGUCAGGUUUCCCAGCAUGCUCAGCAUUCCCAGCAUGCACUGCAGCUGCAGCUGCACAAGGCCCAGCAGGAGAAGAACAGGCUGCAGGAUGAACUGGAAGCUCUGGAAGGGGGGAGACAGAGAGAGGGUCAGGGCAGUCUGAAGGGAACCAGCCCUACUCUGGAGGAGACUCAGUGGCAGGUGUGUCAGAAGUCGGGUGAGAUCUCGUUGUUGAAGCAACAGCUGCGUGAUUCCCAGGCGGAGGUGACCAGCAAGCUGUCAGAGCUGUUCCAGCUGAAGACCCAGCUGAGAGAGACCAGAGGAGAGCUGCAGAGCCGUGAUGGACAGAUAGACACGCUGCAGACAGCCCUACAGGGGGCGCAACUUCAACAACUGGAGAAAGGUGGAGCAGAGGAGAGUGGAACACGAGAGUCUGGAGGAUCAGGAGGGGCAUCAGGUCCUACAGAGGAGCGUCUGCGAGCAGAGCUGUUGUUAGAGCGUUGUCAGAGCGAGGCCCAGGCUACGGCCUUCGAGCAGGAGAGACAGACGUGGCAGACAGAGAAGGAGAAAGUCAUCUGCUACCAGAGAGAGCUGCAGGCCAGCUACCUGGACAUGUACCACCACAACCAACUACUGGAGAGAGAACUAUACCUGCUCAGAGGAGGAGGAGGAACACUGGAGAGAGAACUAUACCUGCUCAGAGGAAGAGGAGGAGGAGGAACACUGGAGAGGGAACUGCAAGAUGUGAGGGGAGGAAGAGGAGAAGGAGGAGGGCGAGAGAUGGGAGACUACAGUAACGAGUCACUGGAGAGGGAAGUGCAGGAGGUGAGGAGAGGAAGAGGAGGAGGAGAGAGAGAAAGAGGAGAGGAAGACAUCAUACCUCCUCCUGGUCUUCCCUGGAUAGAGAGGAUAGAGUCGUCUGAGAUUUGACUGAGUGGACACUAGAUGGGGGGCCCAUUCCAAACCAAACACUCAACCCCUCUUCCUAUCUCCUUGAUGAAUACUCAGGCUUCUUACAGACUUUAAAGGACAGGAGGGCCCCAUUCCAAACCAAAUCCUCACCCCUUAUCUUUAUUUCCUUGUGGAUGGCCCAGUUCCAAUUCCAAAACAACACUGCACUCCUAUACCUGUGUAAACUAGACUGAAUAGUGUGCAUAUAUAAUCAGCAAUACAAUGAUACCCUCUCUGGUACUGUUUUUUGGAAGUUCCACUUCCUACUUCCUGUUUCAAUCCACCAAUAAAUGACAACUUCCUGUUUCAGUCCACCAAUCAAUGACAGCGUAUUAGAGUCGAGAACACUUUACAAUCCUUCAAGCACGACACCGACUAAACCUCACUUUAGAGGGCUGCUUGUAUGUACAAAGGAUAAUAAUAAUAAUAAUAAUAAUAAUAAACCUAUUUGUAAAUGUUACUUAUUCAAAUUUUGUCCUGUGUGUAUAUAAUCAAACCAGUGUGUUUGAUAGUUCCGAUCCGCACAGCCGUUCUGUGGGCUUGAAGUUCAAACACUGACUGGGGGAAAGUAAGGGUAGGUAUGCGUCCCAAAUGGCACCCUAUACCCUGUAUAGUGCACUACUUUUGACCAGGACCAUUGGGGCUCUUGUCAAAAGUAGUGCACUACAUAGGAAAUAGGGAGCCGUUUCAGAUGCAACCUAGAACGUUGUCCAAAGGAUCUAAAGGGAUUUGGGUUUUGUCCCGGUGAGGUGAGGUACGGUCAUUGUCACUGGAUAAUAAGUAUGUAGUGUGUAGAGUAGGCCUAAUGUAAAUGACAUGAACAUCUCUCUUCAUUCAGGGAGCGUCCAGGGAGCUGGGCUCAGAGGAGAAACACAACAUCACUCCACCAUCAGAGGCCAACACACGGAUGCUGCUGCUCUGCCAUUAACAACAAGGGGAAUUGUAGUCUUGUUUUUGUUGUUGGAAAAUGACCCUUUAAGAAAACCUGUAAUACUGUAGUGAUACUGUAUUCAGGACAUUUAAUGGAAUUUAUAUUUAAAUUUAUAUUUAUUGUCAUGUGAUUCUAUUUUCUGUCCCCAAAUCACUAUAUUGUGAUCUGUAUAUAGUUGUUAGUUAGAUAUACUAAUGCUGCAGAAGCAUGUACUCUUUGAGGAAAUAGCCUGAAUAGACUGAUAUUACAGCGCUGGCCGUUAUUCUGCAUCCCAUUGGACUAAUUACUGAUCAUCUAUUGUUGCUGUCGGAGAAAAAACCUCAUCACCUUAAACGGAUACUUUUCAGCAAAUGGAAGAAAAUUGCCAUACUUUCCCCAUUAACAAACAUACAAUUACAUAACUUUUCUCAAGUUAUUUUGAAUACAUUUUAUUGGUCCUAGAUUCAUUAAAUAUUCAGAGUUCAUUGACGGGAGUUACUGCUUUCAAUACAUGUUAAAAUAUAUAUAUAUAUAUAUAUAUAUGGCAAAAAUAGUUUUUCAUCUGACAGCAACGUUUUGUUUAGGGAAAAAUAAAUACUGUACUGUGACUUGUGUUAAACCACUGGAGUUAAAUAAAUAUAUAUAUAUAUAUAUAUAAAUAUUAUAUAUGUUGGUUCUACAUUUCUAUAAUAAACAUGUAUCAAGUGGUGGGAGAGUUUCUUUGAGGGCUAUUUGUUUUACGUUAGCAGUUGCCUAAGUAAUAAAAACAGGCGGCAGGGUGGCCUAGUGGUUAGAGUGUAGAGGGGGUAGGGUAGCCUAGUGGUUAGAGUGUAGAGGCUGUAGGGUAGCCUAGUGGUUAGAGUGUAGAGGCUGUAGGGUAGCCUAGUGGUUAGAGUGUAGAGGGGGUAGGGUGGCCUAGGGGUUAGAGUGUAGAGGGGGUAGGGUAGCCUAGUGGUUAGAGUGUAUAGGCUGUAGGGUAGCCUAGUGGUUAGAGUGUAGAGGCUGUAGGGUAGCCUAGUGGUUAGAGUGUAGAGGGGGUAGGGUGGCCUAGUGGUUAGAGUGUAGAGGGGGUAGGGUAGCCUAGUGGUUAGAGUGUAGAGGCUGUAGGGUAGCCUAGUGGUUAGAGUGUAGAGGCUGUAGGGUAGCCUAGUGGUUAGAGUGUAGAGGGCGUAGGGUAGCCUAGUGGUUAGAGUGUAGAGGCUGUAGGGUAGCCUAGUGGUUAGAGUGUAGAGGCUGUAGGGUAGCCUAGUGGUUAGAGUGUAGAGGCUGUAGGGUACCUAGUGGUUAGAGUGUAGAGGGGGUAGGGUGGCCUAGUGGUUAGAGUGUAGAGGGGGUAGGGUAGCCUAGUGGUUAGAGUGUAGAGGCUGUAGGGUAGCCUAGUGGUUAGAGUGUAGAGGCUGUAGGGUAGCCUAGUGGUUAGAGUGUAGAGGGCGUAGGGUAGCCUAGUGGUUAGAGUGUAGAGGCUGUAGGGUAGCCUAGUGGUUAGAGUGUAGAGGCUGUAGGGUAGCCUAGUGGUUAGAGUGUAGAGGCUGUAGGGUAGCCUAGUGGUUAGAGUGUAGAGGCUGUAGGGUAGCCUAGUGGUUAGAGUGUAGAGGCUGUAGGGUAGCCUAGUGGUUAGAGUGUAGAGGGGGUAGGGUAGCCUAGUGGUUAGAGUGUAGAGGGGGUAGGGUAGCCUAGUGGUUAGAGUGUAGAGGGGGUAGGGUAGCCUAGUGGUUAGAGUGUAGAGGCUGUAGGGUAGCCUAGUGGUUAGAGUGUAGAGGGCGUAGGGUGGCCUAGUGGUUAGAGUGUAGAGGCUGUAGGGUAGCCUAGUGGUUAGAGUGUAGAGGCUGUAGGGUAGCCUAGUGGUUAGAGCGUUGGACUAGUAACCAGAAGGUUGUGAGUUCAAACCUCCGAGCUGACAAGGUACAAAUCUGUCGUUCUGCCCCUGAACAGGCAGUUAACCCACUGUUCCCGGGCUGUCAUUGAAAAUAAGAAUUUGUUCUUAACUGACUUGCCUGGUUAAAUAAAAAGUACAACCUGUA